Molecule: messenger RNA, 621 nt
Organism: Fusarium oxysporum Fo47
Lineage: Eukaryota; Fungi; Ascomycota; Sordariomycetes; Hypocreales; Nectriaceae
Exons: 1
Coding region: 49-540 (163 amino acids)
Source: RefSeq, a predicted model, not a curated record
GGGCGAUGGGAGGUCCUUGAUCUUGUGAUUGGUACAAAUGCUAUCAGUAUGGGUGAUGUUGAUGAUCAAGGAAGGUUCUGGGUAUCCGAAGGUGGAGGUAAAUGGUGGUGCAUUGAUUUGAGACCGACUAGCAACACUUUCGGCCAGCUUCUGAGCUCUGGCACGUCAGCUACCAAUCUCCUUUCUGGCGUGGGUGACUGGGCAUAUGUCCCUGGUGGAGGCAACUAUCUCUACGCCGUCCAAGCGUCAGUCAUCGAGAGUGGCCUCCUUAGAACAAACAUCGUUCGAUGGUCGUUGACCACGCAAAAGUGGGAGCGGUUCCAAUCCUACCCCAACCUCAUCCUCACAACUCUCAAUCUUGUCUGGGGUGCCGUCAUGGCAGCACCGGACGGGACCCUCUUCGCUCAGGAGACAGUAUUGGGUCAAACGUGGAAGUUCACACUCGGAUCCACAGCAAAUCCUACGGCUAUACCAGGUGGUGCUAUUCUCAACUUGCUAGGAUCAGAUGGAGCCAGGUGCGCGGGUACUUUAGUUUCAUGAUUUGAUGGAUAACAAAAGCGGCAAGAUUGCAACAAGGCCGCGGGUUGGACGCAUGUACUGUCACUUUUCCUUUGUACUAGU